GAGAGGCAACGAGGCAGAGCUGUGUCGUGCGCACCGCGGACGGACGGACGGACGGGCAGACAUGGACGGCUCCACGGAGGAAGACUACAAAGAGAAAUUAUUAUGGAACGUCAAGCGGGAGGUGAAGCAGAUUAUGGAGGAAGCAGUGACUAAGAAGUUUGUCCACGAAGACAGCAGCCACAUCAUUGCUCUGUGCACUGCCAUCGAGGCCUGCCUCGGUCACCUGCUGAAGAGACGGGCAGCUGGUUUUCUCCGCAGCGACAAGAUCGCUGCCCUUUUCACCAAAGUCGGUAAAGUGUACGACACGGCCGCCGAGGUUUGCCGCAAAGUGCAAGAGCAACUCCAGCAGCAGGCCGAUCUCACCAGGAGAACCCAGAGCGUGGGCCAUGAACCUCUGAGGAGACAGGGCUCCUCCACCACCAGCCGCCCCCCACAGCCCCUCUCUGCCCAGGCCAUCAAACACAUCUGGGUCCGGACGGCUCUCUUCGAGAAAGUUCUGGACAAGAUAGUUCAGUACAUCGUGGACAACUCCAGUAAAUACUAUGAGAGGGAAGCUCUGAUGCAUGACUCAGUCUUCGGUCCCAUCUUGGCAGCUCUACUGGUGGGGCCCUGCGCUCUGGAGUACACCAAACUGAAGACGUCAGAUCAUUUCUGGACAGACCCUUCAGCCAAUGAGUUGGUCCAGCGCCACCGUAUCCACGGGGCCCACCGGGGCCAAGACACCUCAGCCGGCCGCCGGCCUGCUCUCGGGAUCCGCAAGAGGCAGUCCAGUGGCAGCAUGUCAGAGGACAGGUUUGCUGCAUCAGCGAGGGAAUAUGUGGAGUCUCUUCACCAGAACUCCAAAACACACCUCCUCUACGGCAAAAACAACGUCCUGGUGCAACCGAAGAAGGACAUGGAGGUGUUGCGUGGCUACUUGUCCCUCCACCAGGCUGGGGAUAACCUCACCCUAAAGUGGACACCCAACCAGCUCAUCAAUGGAACACUGGGAGACUGUGACCUGGAGAAGAGUAUCUACUGGGACUAUGCACUGACCGUCCCUCUGCGCCAGAUAGUCUGUAUUCACUGUCACCAACGCCCUGACUGUGGUGGUACGCUGGUUCUGGUCAGUCAGGAUGGGAUCCAGCGGCCGCCCCUCCACUUCCCCCCUGGUGGUCACCUCCUGGCCUUCCUCUCCUGUCUGGAAACGGGACUUCUUCCGCGGGGUCAGCUGGAGCCGCCGCUCUGGUCCCAGAAAGGCAAGGGGAAAGUGUUUCCCAAGCUGAGGAAGAGGAGCAGUGCUGCUAGGCUCAUCGACCAGGACAGGAACGGCGAGGAGCAGACAGCUGCUGACUACGUGUUUCGCAUCGUCUACCCUGGAUAUCGUUACGAUGCCAUCACUAUAAACUACCACCACACCACGGGCAGCCGCGCUCCGUCGCUGGACGAUGACGAGGAAGAGGAAGAUAGGCUCCAUGCUAUGAUCUCAAUGAUCUGCUCGCGGAACCUCACAGACCCUAAUGUCAUGAAAGACCACGGGGAGAUGAUGGAGUUGCAGGGCUUUGGAGGCAGCCCGUCGUCGUGGCAACAGGCAGAAGUAACCACUCACGAUUCACUGUGCCAGUCCUGCUCCAUGGCCGGUAGCAACGUGUCAUUCGACUACCCGGCCGGCUGUACCUGCAUACACAACCCAUCAGACAUUCACACUAUUCCUCUUAAGAUGCUGUGCCAGAACAUGAAGCGGCAGAUAGUCUCUAGAGCCUUUUAUGGAUGGCUGGCCUACUGUCGACACCUGUCCACCGUACGGACUCACCUGUCAGCUCUGGUCAACCACAACAUCGUCCCCCCAGACAGACCCUGUGAGGCAUCCGGGGGCCUCAGCAAGGAGGUGUGGAGCAAGUACCAGAAAGACUGCAAGAACUAUAAGGAGCUGGAGCUGCUAAGGCUGGUUUAUUAUGGCGGAGUGCAGCAUGACAUCAGGAAGGAGGUCUGGCCUUUCCUGCUGGGGCACUACAAGUUCGGCAUGGGUAAAAAGGACAUGAGCCAGAUCGACGCGAAGAUCAGCGAGCGCUACCAGCAGGUUAUGCGGGAGUGGAAGGCCUGUGAGGUGAUCGUCAAGCAGAGGGAGAAGGAGAUGCAGUCGGCUAUCUUUGCCAAGCUCUCGUCGGGCAGCAGCAUCGACAGCCACGUCCUGCGACUCGUUCACAGAGACUCCACACUCAGCAACGAGGUGUUUAUGUCGGUGGACGAGCCGGACACGGGGAGCCAGGAGACCCCCAGUGGAGAGGACAGUACCCCCACCAUGACCAACCUGGUUCCCCCUGCAGCCCUCCCUCCAGAGGAGCGCCCUCUGGUGGAGUUUGACUCCCCCGACUCGGGCCUCCCCUCCUCCAGAAACUACUCAGUGACCUCUGCUCAUUCCCAGAUCCUGUCCAGCAUAGACGACGGUCAGAGUACAGAGGAGGAAGGGGGGGGAGGGGAGGAGGGCAGGACUCCAGGUGUGCUGGGGGAGCGUCAGGACUCUCUGACUGAAGACAGGCUGUGCAGUCAGCUGGACAAACUGGUGACCAAUGGAACCGCUGCAGAGGGGAUAUCACCUUCACUCUCCUCAUAUACGAUCGAGCUGUUGGACACAGUCGCCCUCAACCUCCACAGGAUAGACAAAGAUGUCCAGCGCUGCGACCGCAACUAUUAUUACUUCACCACAGCCAACCUGGAGAAACUACGCAACAUCAUGUGCAGCUACGUGUGGGAGCAUUUAGAGAUGGGCUAUGUUCAAGGCAUGUGUGACCUGCUUGCUCCACUCAUGGUCAUCCUGGACGAUGAGUGCCUGGCGUACAGCUGUUUCACUCAUCUAAUGAAGAGGAUGAGUCAGAACUUCCCUAAUGGCGGAGCCAUGGACACACACUUUGCCAACAUGAGGUCACUGAUCCAGAUCCUGGACUCGGAGCUCUUUGAACUGAUGCAGCAGAAUGGAGAUUACACUCACUUUUACUUCUGUUACCGCUGGUUCCUGCUGGACUUCAAGAGAGAGCUCCUGUACGAGGAUGUGUUCGCGGUGUGGGAGGUGAUCUGGGUGGCUCCCAGGAUUUCCUCGCAGCACUUUGUCCUCUUCCUGGCCUUGGCCCUGGUCACAGUCUACCGCGAGAUCAUCAUGGACAACAACAUGGACUUCACUGACAUCAUCAAGUUCUUCAACGAGAUGGCCGAGCGUCAUGAUGUCCAACAUAUCUUGAAGAUUGCUCGUGAGCUGGUUCACAAAGUCCAGUCUCUGAUGGACAACAAGUGACUAUAGAGGAGGACGAGGAGGAGGUGGAGUGUCCGUCCCGACAGGACACUCAGCUCUUCCUCUCAUCGGUCGGGGUGUUACCAGGCCUCCUCCUAUCCAGAGCAGGUCCAGGGAGUCCAGGUGUCCUCCCUGCCCAGAUGAAGGCCCUGGGAGCGGGGCAGGAGCGCUGCAGAGGUGGCCUGGCUCUGGAGCUUGGCCUCAAUCUGUUUACAUUUACCUUCACAUGGAAUGCCCAUGGUGUCUGUUCAGACAUGUGGAUUUGUCUGCAUGCUUGUGAGUUUGAUCACACUGUGAACGCAUUAUUGAGUCUCCCCAGUCCUACAGAGCUUGUGUGUGCAUGAAAACACUCUCUCUCUCUCUCACACACACACACACACACACACACACCAGAACACAUCCACACACAUAUACUCCCACUCCGAAACAACAUUGGCUCUAUCAAUACAAUCGUUUUCUAGUGUGUGUAGAGUGUCACCCUUUUCCUGACUGAAGCGGAACACGUUGGAUGCGUGUCAGGAAGGCUGCAGCGAUGCCAGUGUUUGACAGAUGUGUUCCUCCGUGCAGUGCCAGCGGAGGGCGUGAGGGCAUGGGAGCGCAGGAUUUACAUACAGCAUUGUCAGAGGAGCAGAAGACUUAGCCACGAAGAAGUUUUCAUUAGUGACCAAAUGGACUGUGCCAACUACCUUUUCAUGAGUGUUUUCUACAACAAGCAUGUGUGUUUUUACCCCACCAUGUCCACCACCACCCUUUUUCUUUUCGUCCAAGAGUUCAUUAUCACACAAAUGUUGCCUUUAUCAGUAACAGCCCAAGGCACUUAGUUGCACUUUCUGUGCAGGUUUCCUUCAUGGUGUCUGUGAAGGCCUCACCAGAGUCCGGAGGCGCCACAAGAAGCCAAAUUGUUGAGAGAGUGAAGAAAAGAGGGUGAAUUGCAGCCAGUUUUCCUGAGCGUGUUAGUCAGUGGUUAAAGCAUGUUAAUCCUUUUUCCAAGUCAGAAGAAACAUGGCAGCAGAGCACAACAGAAAAAUACAAAAGCACACAGGCCUUCCUCUUUAUCUGAACUUGUACCAAACCAUCUCUGUUUUGUAGUGUGAUUUUAGUUCAGGGCCAAAGCUCCCACUGGGGACACUGAGGCUUUGUCUCUGGUCAUACUUCUGGGAAACGGAGGAGGAAUUCUCUUUGAUUAAACAUUCUGUGAUUACACACAUAUUACAUAUUAGGUUUUUAAGGCAGGUUGAUAUUUUUUAGAAUAAAUAUCUUAAAUGUGACUGGUUUUAGGCAAAAAAAGGAUUGAAAUUAAGGGAUUUAGUAUUAUCCAACACCUUUAAGACCUUUGUGUUGCGAGAUACAAAUGUACAACUUUUAAAACUUUUAGACAGAGUGAAAUGAAUAAAAACAAAGCUACAUUUGAUGAUUUUUCCACCUCUGCUCUUAUCCCCUCAUGCUUUGUUCAGUUGUUUUAAUGGCUAGUCAAAAAUUUCUAAGAGGAGUUGAGUUGCAUUUUUCUUAGGAGCGGAUUUAGCUUCUGCAAGGCUGGCUGAAGCUUCAGAGGACAUUGAGCUGAAAAACACAGUGAGUGUUACAGAUCUGAGGCGGGUUAGAAGUAGACAUGACGGGCUGAGAGAAAGAGGGGAUGAGAAAAUGACACAUGAUUAAGAAAAAACUUUGAGAAUGGAAAGAAGGUAACUGAUUAUAUUUCCCAGUAUCUAAAGGUGGAUAUUCCUUUAAGAAUAAGGCUUGUAUUAUUCUAUAGUUUUGUCAUUGUCAACAAAUGCCAUGAAAAGACAAAAACCAUUCAGCUUCUCUACCCUGCCUGUGGUGUCCACCAAGGCUAAAUCUUUAAAACUGGGUCUCACAUACAGAGUUUUAUUUUUUAAAAAGGUUCCGUAAUUUGACCAAACAGCUCAACGCAGUUCACAACAAACUUAAUGCAAACAAGAUCAAAUACUGCUUUUUUAGGGACUAUUUUCAGAGGUGGAUUAAUACACAUUCUGUGCUGUACUUGGUAUUUAUACAGGAACAGGGUAGAAAGUUUUUCUCAGAUUUAGAAAGGAUUAAAUCCUGGGAAUAUGUCCAGAUUUUCCUGGGAUUUCCACAGUUUCUUGCCAUAAAUGAAGUUUAAUCUCAAAUACAGUCAUAUUAACAAUAAAAUGACAUUUUUUUAUAAUGUUCUGAUACAAUUCUUUUGUUAGAUAAUGUGGUAAUAGUAGAGGUCUGAAGAAGGCUCCUUGUUUCAGUAAAAAUCCUUAAAAAAAACAAACCUGCAGGUAAAUUUCAGUAAUCAACCCUAAGCAGGACAGUGUAUGUGGGAUGGGAUGGAACAUGUGACCCAGUGUAAUAGUGUGUCUCUCUGAUGUGUUUUUAAUGGAGCUCUAUGGCACAGAGGAAUGGGAUACGUCAGGCUGUGGAUGCAAACACGAUACUUGUUUGCUUGGUUUGGUUCUGCUCAUGGGAUUGGUUGACAGUAAGACAACUAUAGAAUAUUGCCAGGUAUGUCCUUUAAAGGAAUCCAUAGUUUCCUUUGGAACUGGAGUCAAACAUGCUUACUGAUCUCAAGGCACCGUGAAGUCUGUUCAGCGUCUGCAUUGUCAGGAAAAGUGGUUGCAAUCGUCCACGUUGAACCUGAUUUUCCUCCUGCCUGAAUUCCAGCCUCUGAAAAUAAACACGUGCUUGGACUGGGUUGGUCUCCGGAACAGAUCUGUGGUCCCAGGUUUUAAAAAAGAAAUACCUGAGAAGAAGCUGCUUUUGAUGCCAAAAUGUUCUAGUAUUCAGUGAGUCAGUAUUAAGUUGGUUUUGGCUUCACAGUAACAGCACAGAAUACAUUCAUGUUUAUAUCUGAAGGGAAGUUUUUGAUACUGUGUCCAAUCCCCCUCAUCAGUGUGACCCUUUCCCUCCACCCUCCUCUCCUCCUUAAAAUGUCCAACACGGCUGCAUAUGAUUGGUCAUCCAGCACGGACCUGCACCUGUGAUUCAAGUGCCAAGAGUCUUCCCCAAUCCUGAAGUGUACUGUAGUCAUCCGGCUCUCUGAUUCACUAGUUUGAUCCCAGGAAUGGGCAGUGGUGUGGAUGUACCUCGCUACGGCCUCCCCCUCCCCCACCCUGCUGCCUGGCAGUGGAAGAGGGUCGGCGGGGGAAUCCAGGGCCCAUAGCAGAGCUUUUUCUUCCAAUCAGGACCUUGUGUACCAAAGCCUUGAAACAGCCCCCUCUGUGGCAUGACGACAAUGUGCAAUUUCAUACUGCAUCUUGAAGACUGACUGUUUACUAUGUGUGUAAAAUAUUUUUGAAAAUGGUGAUCUUGGAUCUUUAACUACUGUGCAAUUUCUGUCGUUUGAGAAAAUCCAUCAAAGUCUAUAUUGCUGUAAAUACAAACCGAAGCCCAAUAUUUCUAUGAAGACAGUCAGAACAUAUAUAUAUAUAUAUAUAUAUAACUUAUUUUGAGAUCUAUUUUUUAUGUUGGUUUUAGCAGCACUAGCUGGAGGUGUAUACUGUGCAGAAAUGCAGAAUGUGCAGACUAUGUUACACGUUGACUGUUAAGUGUUCUUUCUCAAUGUUGUGCACUGAUUUCAAGAUUUCAAAUUUCUAUUUAUUUAGAGAGCCAAUGAUUGCAUUGCUGAAUAUGUAUUGGUAAGGAUGUAUCAUUUGCCUUGAAUGUAAUGUAUUAUUAAAUAAGAGGUUGU
Messenger RNA from Chelmon rostratus (copperband butterflyfish), 6941 nucleotides. It is a transcript of the gene sgsm2, whose product is annotated as small G protein signaling modulator 2. NCBI's taxonomy places the organism in Eukaryota, Metazoa, Chordata, Actinopteri, Chaetodontiformes, Chaetodontidae. Gene Ontology annotation, molecular function: GTPase activator activity. The transcript is spliced from 24 exons. The record is from RefSeq and is a predicted model, not a curated record. The coding region runs from base 62 to 3268 and encodes 1068 amino acids.